AUGGAUUCCGUACUAUACAGAAACCCAAUUGAGGCCUUAGCAGCGAUUGUUGUGUGGGUUUCGCUAUUCUGGGUUUUUGCCCUAGCUUUAUCGAGAGUUUAUCUGUACUUCCGACUUGAAAAGCCCAUUUGGAAAUGUUUCCUAAUAGUCUGGAUGGUUUUAAUAAGGCCACUUUUCCCAUCAUUUGUGGUUAAUCAUCUGUUAUUUUUUUUAGCUGGGUUGAUGUGUUUGUUACUUGAAGAGAUCAAAUGCUUAAUCAGUUUGCUUAGUUUUCAAAGUGAAAGGAAAAUUGACUUAACCAAGACUCCAAUGAAUAACAAGCCCUUGAAAGUUGGUACUGAUACAACUAUUCUGUCCGGUGCUAUCCCAGUCCUAAAGAAAUUUUAUAAUGUCACGAAGCCCAAAUCACUGCUGUUUUCACAGAAACAAUCGCGCCAUUCUAUGCACCACCGUGGUCCAAGAAAAUCCAAGAGCACCCCAGAAAGAAGGGCUAUUGUUAAAGAUUAUCCUUUCCCAAGGUUGGAUUUCUCCCAAGCAAUAGUCAAUAUUAUUAGGCGAAUGGCAGCUGUGAUGAAUGAAGUGCGUGAUUGCAAUUUUGAUAGUGAUGAAUUUUCGCGUUGA
Messenger RNA from Saccharomycopsis crataegensis, 621 nucleotides. RefSeq lists its product as uncharacterized. The transcript has a single exon. Lineage: Eukaryota; Fungi; Ascomycota; Saccharomycetes; Ascoideales; Saccharomycopsidaceae. Bases 1 to 621 code for a protein of 206 amino acids. The record is from RefSeq and is a predicted model, not a curated record.